AUGAACAACUUCGUCGUUGGCCAGGUAACACCUGGUAUGUUCACGAAGCUUGGUUAUGGUACCUUCCUGGUAUUUGGUAUCAUGAUUACGCUCGGUGCUGGAUUUGUUUGGUUUUUCACGCCUGAAACCAGCAAUAUCACCCUAGAAGAGAUGGACGCACUCCUUGACGGCGGUGGUACCUCCACAGGAGACCUUGAGCUUUUACAAACUAUACAACAUGAGAUCGGGCUAGGCCACCUUAUACAAUCUCUUACUCAACCAUCAAUCACAGAUUAUGAUAAGCCGGCGCUUGAGCAAAUUGAGAGGGCACCAAUGUAA
Penicillium angulare is the source of this 318-nucleotide messenger RNA. RefSeq names its product general substrate transporter. Gene Ontology annotation, molecular function: carbohydrate:proton symporter activity. The record is from RefSeq and is a predicted model, not a curated record. The coding region runs from base 1 to 318 and encodes 105 amino acids. Gene Ontology annotation, cellular component: membrane. Gene Ontology annotation, biological process: transmembrane transport; carbohydrate transport. Lineage: Eukaryota; Fungi; Ascomycota; Eurotiomycetes; Eurotiales; Aspergillaceae. The transcript has a single exon.